Galeopterus variegatus (Sunda flying lemur) is the source of this 2138-nucleotide messenger RNA. Its product is annotated as patatin-like phospholipase domain-containing protein 7. Gene Ontology annotation, molecular function: phosphatidylcholine lysophospholipase A1 activity. Gene Ontology annotation, cellular component: endoplasmic reticulum. Gene Ontology annotation, biological process: lipid metabolic process. NCBI's taxonomy places the organism in Eukaryota, Metazoa, Chordata, Mammalia, Dermoptera, Cynocephalidae. The record is from RefSeq and is a predicted model, not a curated record.
GGCUGCAUACGGAGGGCAGCAAAUGGGACAUAGGGAACCCAGCUGGCAACCUGUCAACGGUGGCGGUGAUGCCAGUGUCCGAGGACGAGCCCCUCACUGCCUUCGCCCUGGAGCUCGAACACGCCCUCAGUGCCAUUGGCCCAGUCCUGCUGCUGACCAGUGACAACGUCAAGCAGCGCCUGGGCUCUGCUGCUCUGGACAGCAUCCACGAGUACCGGCUCUGCAGCUGGCUGGGGCAGCAGGAGGACAUCCACCGGGUCGUGCUCUACCAGGCGGACAGCACGCUUACGCCCUGGACCCAGCGCUGCGUCCGGCAGGCUGACUGUGUCCUCAUUGUGGGCCUGGGCGAGCAGGAGCCUCUGGUGGGCGAGCUGGAGCGGAUGCUGGAGAACACAGCCGUGCGCGCCCAGAAGCAGCUGGUCCUGCUGCACAGGGAGGAGGGGCCCGCGCCGUCCCGCACCGUGGAGUGGCUUAACAUGAGGAGCUGAUACUCCGGCCACCUGCACCUCCGCUGCCCACGCCGCGUCUUCUCCAGAAGGAGCUUGCCCAAGCUGGUGGAGAUGUACACGCGCGUCUUCCAGCGGCCCCCGGACCGGCACUCGGACUUCUCCCGCCUGGCACGGGUGCUGACGGGCAAUGCCAUCGCCUUGGUGCUUGGGGGAGGGGGAACCAGAGGCUGCACCCAGGUGGGUGUCCUCAGGGCCCUGACAGAAUGCGGCAUCCCUGUGGACAUGGUCGGAGGGACGUCCAUUGGGGCCUUCAUGGGUGCCCUGUACUCUGAGGACUACAGCCAGAUGUGGAUCCGGGCCAAGCAGUGGGCCGAGGACAUGACAUCGAUGGCAGAAGCCAUGCUGGACCUGACCUACCCCAUCACAUCCAUGUUCUCCGGAGCCGGCUUCAACAGCAGUGUCUUCAAGGACCGGCAGAUCGAGGACCUAUGGCUCCCCUACUUUGCCAUCACAACCGACAUCACAGCCUCUGCCAUGCGGGUCCACACAGACGGCUCUCUGUGGAGGUACGUGCGUGCCAGCAUGUCCCUGUCGGGCUACAUGCCCCCCUUCUGCGACCCCAAAGGUGGACACCUGCUGAUGGAUGGGGGCUACAUCAACAACCUGCCAGCAGAUGUAGCCAGGUCCAUGGGGGCAAAGGUGGUGAUCGCUAUUGACGUGGGCAGCCGGGACGAGACGGACCUCACCAACUAUGGCGAUGCACUGUCUGGGUGGUGGCUUCUGUGGAAACGCUGGAACCCCUUGGCCAAGAAAGUCAAGGUGCUGAACAUGGCGGAAAUUCAGACGCGCCUGGCCUACGUGUGCUGCGUGCGGCAGCUAGAGGCGGUGAAGAGCAGCGAGUACUGCGAGUACCUGCGUCCCCCCGUCGAUGGCUAUGGCACCCUGGACUUUGGCAAGUUCAGUGAGAUCUGCGAAGUGGGGUACCAGCAUGGACGCACAGUGUUUGACAUCUGGGGUCGGAGUGGGGUGCUGGAGAAGAUGCUGCAGGACCAGCAGGGGACGAGCAAGAUGAAGGCCAGAGCUUUCCUCACCUGCCCCAACGCCUCCUUUACGGACCUGGCCGAAAUUGUAUCUCGCAUCGAGCCCACCAAGGCUGCCAUGGUGGAUGAUGCAUCUGACUACCAGACUGAGUACGAGGAGGAGCUCCUUGGUGUUCCCAAGGAUGACACGUAUGCCGACUUCCAGAGCACCCCGGCCGAGCCGGGCUCUGGCUUGGAGGACCAGCCCUUGCUCCAGCAACAACACCCCAGCCUGGCUUUCCCAGAACCGUCCCAGGGCGCCUCAUGCCCCUGGCUCUCUAGCCAGGACGGAUAGUGGCUUCUGCUCUGAUGCCCCCAGACCCAGCAUCAUCUGUGGGCCUGUCCCCGAGACUGCGGCUCCUGCCAACUCCUGGGAGGCCUCCUCACCAGCCCUGCCCUCAAGAGCAGGCGGGAAGGUCCCAGGGCCAGCUGCCAGUGUGUCCAUCGUCCCUCUGGGGCCCUGUGCGGCACUAGGGAGUCUUUGGGCCUCUUCUGUGCACUGGACCCCCCCCAGCAGUUCUGGGGGGCUGUGCAUGCCCCUGUGAACCCCCUGGAAGCCUCUGUGAUGCCGCUGCUUGCCUUGUAAUAAAGAUGUUGACGGUGUGUCAGA